AAUAGUGGGAGAGACAGCAUUUCAGCUCAGGUUGAUUUUGAUAAGCUCUUAGAAAUACUAGUGCAAGAUGGCAACUGGAAAACAUUACAUGAAGACUACCAGAUGUUUGUAUUGCUGGAUGUUUGGUCUGAAUUAAAUGUUUUGGAGGGGAUUUUGGUCUUGGUGGCUUACAGAUCAGACCUGCAGUCCCAUUGGAGUGUUCCAGUGCAGCUUGGUACAGUGCACCAAUGCAUAAUCUAAAUGAAAAGUGUUUAUAGGCAGUAACCAAAUCUUCCUUUUUAAAAUGAAGAAGGCAGAAGUGUGCUCGAGUCCGGGGCUGUGGAAGCCUGAAGUUGGUGUUGGAGUAACGGGUCUCCUGAUGAAAGGAAGAAGGGAUUGGCAGAAGGGAAAAGAACGGAGGUGAAAAGCACAGUAAGGGGAGUAUGCUUGCUUUUAAGAACGUGAUUACUUCUGCAUAUGGAUGUGAUUCUAGCCUACUUUGGGUAAUUUAUUGUUGGGGUGAGGUGUUAUUAAAGGGGAUACACUUUUCUGCAUCUGUUCAAAUGCUACUCAGAGCAAUCUUAGAAGAAUGGCAAAGCUACAGCUUAAUGUAAUGACUGCAGAGCAGAAACGUUAAGUGGAGGAUUUGUUACAAAGGAGAUGGUUAUCUGGAGGACUCUUGGCUGCUUUUUACUCCUGACUUCAUCUGUCUUUCUUGGUUUUGGUUGUUUGGUAUUUAUCUGAUGUUUGGAGAGGAGGGGAAGAGGUGGUAGAUGGUCUCUAAAUAACGUUGGUAUUAUUUUCUUUUCUUAUUUAUAUAUAUAUAUAUAUAUAUAUAUAUAUAUGUAAAAGUUGUGAUUCUCCUUUCAGUGCUGAUGUUUUGCUGGCAGUGGUCUCUGUUUCAUUUCCUCUUUCCUUUCCCAUCCUCUAAUAGUUUCGUACAAAUGAUGACUUUUAUAGAUGAACCAACUUUUUUCCUUCCUUUUUUCUUUUCCUUUGUGACAGAAGAAUUAGUUUAGGAGGAAAAAAAAAUUAAACAUUCCAAGAAUUGAAAAAAUCCCUUAUUUUUGGAAUCUUUUGAAGUGGAAUUUUAGUAACUGAGUUCUGGUGUGUUCUAACUAUUGUAUUAAUUGUGUAGAAAAUAGUUGUUUUUUUUUUUUUCUAGAUAACUGACUUGCAGUGAAUUAUCUGGAAUAAACUGGAUGGAGGGGUGUGUGUGUGUGUGUCUGCAUCAAAGUCAUCUUCUCAUGCAGUGUCCAGAGGGCCCUGCUGUGACCUCAUGAAUUUGGGUGUAAUAAUAACUUUGGUGUAAUAAUAGUGAAAUGAAAGGCUGUAUUUUUAGUAACAGAAGAUGCCCAUCCAAGAUCCUGAAUGCUGCUAACGAUGUAAUGGAGGCAGCUUGCAAGCAGAAUUGGGACUGAUAAAUGGUGGCUUGAAGAGAAAAGCACAGACAUUCAGCUCUGGGAGAGAUCUCCUGUACUGUGUUUCCAGAAGACCAGGUUAUCUAUGUGUUCUGCAUCCCAAAUGAGACCUUAUGAGCUUUUCAGCCUGUUAAGCAUUUUCCAUUGAAUGUCAGUUCGCUCCUUCCCAUCUCUCUGCUAUGAUGGAGAUUUUUCCUGUCUGUUAUUUUCUAACUCUUUGAAACGAAGCUCCAUGUGUCAUUGUGAGUUGAUGGCACUGAAGGAGCAGUGUCCUCUACCACCACUGUGAAAGCUCUGUGUUUCCCUGGGCCCAACUUCAGCCUGCCUUUGGAACCCCACAAGGUUCCUGCUGCAUGUCAGGUGUGAUGUGAUGGCUGUAAUCAGUGCUGCUUGGGCAGCCAUUAGCGCAGGCUGGGAGGCUUUGCUGAGCCCAUCAUUGCUUUCCUCUCUGGUAUUCCAAGCAGGAAAAGAGCGUCCUCUUUAGCAUAUGCAUUAAAAUCUGAAAACUGCCUCAUCCACUGCUUAGAUGGCAUUGCAUACCACCUUGCUCCUUCUGUUAACCUGCCUUUUUUCCUUCCUUAUGGCAGCAGAUUGAGUCCUCCCAUUGUCCUUUCCAAGGCUGUGAAGAAUGCAGGAAGAUAAUGGUCUUUUCCUGUGCUUCCAUUUCUCAUUCCACUUGUUUUAUUGCUUCUAUUAUCUUUGUCUCACUCAUUUUUCUCUGCAUGUCCUGCAGUUCUUGGGUGGUUUGGGUCUGUUCUUGGAUAGUCAUUGAUAGUGUUGCUUGUCUGUUAAGCAAACAGCCAUUUUUGAAACAGUUAAUUGAAGGACAUUUGUUUUACACACGCUAUCACUGAAUAAUGCUCUCAGGAAAGGAAUAUACUUGAAAUCUUCUAUUGUAAGCUAGUGGUUCCUUAAAAGGUAAUUAACUUAUCUUGAGAAUAAAUUAAUGUGCUCUUUGGCAAAACUGAGUCAUUUUGAGACCUGGUCUAGAGUUACUGGUUGAGCUGAUAAUCCCCAGCUCUAUUGGGUCAAAUCUCUGCUGCUGUGUUGACUGCUGAUCCCUACAGUGGAUGGAGUUUUGAGCCGAGAUGUCUGGGUAUGGCUGCUAAGUCAGGAGGUAAUUAGUAGGACUGGGUGGCAAGGGGACAUUUCCUGUGCUUGAAAAGGGCCUGGUGUGGCUCUCAUUCCUAGAGGAAAUUUCUUCAUCUGGAAGUGGUUGUGAAUGAGGUGAAAACUUACUCUUUCUUCUUUUAAAAAUAACAGCAAUGUUAAUAUUUGUAUGCCAAAAAAAAAAGUGUUGUUAAUGAUGAUAUCCAAGAAAGUAAGAGACUUGCAGGCUGUACAUGGGCUAUUAGGGAUCCAUAAGAUAAUACUUUUGUUUUUUGUUUCCCGACUUGAUAUUUAUCCCUUCAAGUCUGUCCUGCCUUUCCUGGCUGUAAGGAAUUCUGAUAUCAGUACUGUUUACGAAAUGUCAUCUUAAAACCUCUGCCUGCACCACUUUCUGCUCAGCUCCUGCUUCAGAGGUGCCAGGCUGUUACUAAAGGCAUGUGAACUGGUAAGGCAUUAAGUGUUCAUGAGCAAAUAAACACCGGGGGGGGUGCCUUCUGAUUUCAGAAACUGCAUGCAUGGAGUGCAUUAAGUCAGCUGUUGUUCCUUUUUAAAAUGUAUUUAAUAUUGGUCCAUACCAGAAGAGCUAGUCAGUGUUUGAGGGUGGAGUGGCACACAGGCACUGCUAAGGCGCGCUCCUAAGGCUGUGUUCAGUGAACCUGUGUGUGUGCUUGGUAAGCAAGGCAAGUGGCAAAUCUUUCCUUGCCAUUUUUACAAAAAAAUAAGAGAAAAGUAUAUUGUAUUUAUUUUAUUAUGGUUUGAGCUAGGGGUAUGUUCUGGUUUAACAUUUUCUUUUCUCAUCUGUAUUAAAUUGCCUCCCCAAAGGUCUGCAGAAAGCUUUGACACACUGUGCUGGAAGUGUUUUCCAAAUAAUAGGAAAUCUCUAAAAUGUAGACCCUCUGUCUCCUUUGGGCCUUUCUCAAAGGGUAACGAAUGAUGUGCUGGCAUGCAGCAAUUCUAUUAGCACGCUGUCACAACUUUUAUUACCACCUGCCUGUCCAAGCCAUCUGGGAGGAAAGGACAUAAGAGAUAGAAGUGACAGUUACUCAUAGAAAAUUAAAUAGUCUUGUGUGUCUUAAGCUCAUGCAUUUGUCCAGCCUUUAGAGCACAGCUUUCUAAAACUUCUUUCGCGAAGAUGGAGGUAAUACUUCAAGACAUCUUAAAACCCAGUGGAAAUGCAGAAAGUAUCUGUAAAACUUCUGAUUUUUUUUUCUUCAGGAAGUUUCAAGAUCUCUCGACUUCUCCAGCUAUUUGACUGAUGGCUGUGGUCUUAGGGAGUUUGCUCCUUGGGCACCAUGGGGAUGCAGGGCUAUGUCUGCAUCCAGGAAAGUCCUCAGCAUCUCAGGGUGCUCCAGCAGCCGUGAUCAAUGUGCCAUCACAGCAUAGGAGCAAAUGACUCCUCAUUAAUCCCUGAUUUUUUGUGCCAGAAUUGAGGUGUUACCACUAAAUUUAGUGUCUUUGAGAAAGCUUAAAGACUCCAGCGGGUCUCUGUAAUCACCUUCGGUGUUAAUUUUGUUGCUUAAUUGAUUCAGUGCACUGGGAAGCCUAAGUUUUCCUGCAGAAAACUGCCUGAUGUUGAUAAGUCUCUGAUGUGGAAGUAAACCAGACUCAUCAUCACUCUGACACCAGUGCAGUGUGAAGAUCUAGCAUAACUUUCUUCCACUGAGUUGUGACACUCUGUUUAAUCUUCAAACUGGCGAUGUCAAGGGUGCCGAGUCCUCCUCCUCCGGCAGAAAUGUCGAGUGGACCCGUAGCAGAAAGCUGGUGCUACACUCAGAUUAAAGUGGUGAAGUUUUCCUACAUGUGGACCAUAAACAACUUCAGCUUCUGCCGAGAGGAGAUGGGUGAGGUAAUCAAAAGCUCAACCUUUUCAUCUGGAGCCAAUGAUAAACUCAAAUGGUGUUUACGUGUGAACCCUAAAGGCUUGGAUGAGGAGAGUAAAGAUUAUCUAUCCCUCUAUCUGUUGCUGGUGAGCUGUCCAAAAAGUGAAGUUCGAGCAAAGUUCAAAUUCUCCAUCUUGAAUGCUAAAGGAGAAGAAACAAAAGCAAUGGAGAGCCAGCGAGCGUAUCGAUUUGUACAAGGCAAGGACUGGGGAUUCAAAAAAUUUAUUAGAAGAGACUUUCUUCUAGAUGAAGCCAAUGGACUUCUUCCUGAUGACAAACUCACUCUAUUCUGUGAGGUGAGUGUGGUACAGGACUCUGUAAAUAUCUCUGGCCAGAACACUAUGAACAUGGUGAAGGUACCAGAGUGCCGCUUGGCAGACGAGCUGGGAGGACUCUGGGAGAACUCCCGCUUCACAGAUUGCUGCCUGUGUGUUGCAGGCCAGGAGUUCCAGGCUCACAAAGCCAUCCUAGCAGCACGUUCCCCAGUUUUCAGCGCCAUGUUUGAGCAUGAGAUGGAAGAGAGUAAAAAGAAUCGGGUUGAAAUCAAUGAUGUGGAACCUGAAGUUUUUAAGGAAAUGAUGUGCUUUAUUUACACGGGGAAGGCACCAAAUCUUGACAAAAUGGCUGAUGACUUGCUGGCAGCUGCUGACAAGUAUGCUCUGGAACGUCUGAAGGUGAUGUGUGAGGAUGCACUGUGCAGUAACCUGUCUGUGGAAAAUGCAGCUGAGAUCCUCAUUCUGGCUGACCUACAUAGUGCUGAUCAACUGAAAACUCAAGCGGUGGACUUCAUUAAUUAUCAUGCUUCUGAUGUCAUGGAGACAUCGGGCUGGAAGUCGAUGGUAGUAUCACAUCCUCACUUGGUGGCUGAGGCGUAUCGCUCUUUGGCCUCUGCACAGUGUCCCUUUCUGGGACCUCCACGUAAGCGACUGAAGCAAUCCUAAAGUCCCAUCUCUCGCAACACCACGUGUUUUUCUGGAAGCAGCAUCAGCUGUUGCUGCUCAAACCUUGACCACCAGGUAGACAGCGAAAUCUGUGGAGCUUAUACUCUGUUGUUGGGGGGAAGAGACUGCUUCGUGACACCCAGACUUUUUAAAACAGCACCAAGUAACUUGGGGAGAGGGGGGAGGGUGGGCCUGGGGCUCUGGGGCUGUUCAACCUAAUGAAUCCCUGUCGCUGCAUCGUCUGUGUGUUCCCUUCGACUUGGCUGAGUCAAUUAAGGGUUCGGUUUAGGUGCCGAUCCAUGUCAGAAUAAACCCAGUAGUGGUACUGGGGAAAACAACAUCUCUGCGUCUGGCAGCACAGAACAAACCGUCAGAUGCCUGGAGCAAGAGGACGUUUUAGUUUUGGAGAGAGCGUUGAGAGGUUAAAAAGAAUUUCCAGUGAGGUUCUGGAAAGGAAGUACCUGAUGGGAGCUCCAGUAGUAUUUAUAUCAAAAAAGAGAAUUUAAGUCCUUCCAGCUGAGCUAAAAACUGGACGUUUGUGUAACUCCUUAUUGCCAUCCAGCAACAAGAAGAUCAGUUUCUCUGUUAGUAGCACUUGUAUGUUAAUUGCAAAAAAAAAAAAAGAAAAAAAGAAAAAAAAAAACACCUUUUAUAAAAUGACAGGUUGAAGUGAAAGGGGACUGAGAGACUGUGCGUUCUGGAGGAUGUGAAUAGACUGAAGGCAGCCUUUGGCAAGUCUGUAUUGGUUUUGAAAGGACUAGAAUAUCCUUGAUUCGGAGUGUGCUGUCUGAUAAGAACAACGGUUACUGUUUUUAGAUAUUGUGGAAAAUGUUUUUUUUGGCAUUUUUCCCUGCUUUAUUUCCCUCCUCCCUCUUUUUUAAGAAAAAGGAGAAAUUUUAUUGUUCAUGAUAGCUGCGUCAGAAGUCCCUGUCCUGAGUUGCUAAAUGAUUCUUAACAACUGUUUGUACCUGACUUGCCGACUGUAUAGGAGCCAGUCCUAUUCCUUUCUAUUAGUCACUCUUCUUACAAGGAAGAAGUUUCAAAAUAGCUGUUAACUUUUUUUUUUUUUGGAAAAUAUAAAUAAUUACUAUUUUGUA
Molecule: messenger RNA, 6428 nt
Organism: Gallus gallus (chicken)
Lineage: Eukaryota; Metazoa; Chordata; Aves; Galliformes; Phasianidae
Gene: SPOP
Product: speckle type BTB/POZ protein
Exons: 10
Coding region: 4207-5331 (374 amino acids)
Biological process (GO): regulation of proteolysis; proteasome-mediated ubiquitin-dependent protein catabolic process
Cellular component (GO): nucleus; cytoplasm
Molecular function (GO): ubiquitin protein ligase binding
Source: RefSeq, a predicted model, not a curated record